AUGGGAUACGUGGAUUCUCAAGUUCAUUCAUAUCACUACCAAAAUGACAGCGAAAUGAUAUUACGGUGGGUGAAAGAAACGUUUCCUCUACCGGACGAAAUCGAGAUGAAAGGGAAAUCUACCGGAGCUGGCAGUAGUGGUACUGGAACCAAUCUACCAUCCGUUCCAGCUGUUGGUUCGGGAACAAUACCAGGUGGUAAUAGUAAUACUACAAAUAUUAUAGGCGCUGGAGGAAGUUCUCAUGGACUAGUGAAUCAAUAUUGGGAUUGUUUCGAUGACGAAGAGCAAUGGACCAUGUUUCAUGGACUAAAAAUGACCUGCAAUGGUGAUUUAUAUAAAGACGGAGUUUUACUUGGCAAUAACUUUCAUGGUGGUGAUCGUGUCACUGCUAUAAAUGCAUUUUCUAAAUCUCAUAUCCCUAGCGCGGCUCCAAAUCCCCACCACAGUUCGCAUCAACAUCAAAAUCACCCUAAUCAAGGUAGCAGAUCGUCUAACUAA
Messenger RNA from Eremothecium sinecaudum, 498 nucleotides. It is a transcript of the gene SWM1, whose product is annotated as Swm1p. The record is from RefSeq and is a predicted model, not a curated record. The coding region runs from base 1 to 498 and encodes 165 amino acids. The transcript has a single exon. Lineage: Eukaryota; Fungi; Ascomycota; Saccharomycetes; Saccharomycetales; Saccharomycetaceae.